CAGGGCUGCACGACACAUGCGAAACGGCGCCCUGUAACACACAUCGGCUUGCUAAAGAAAAAGCAGCUUGGCAUUUUAUGAAAACUCCACAUGGGGCUCAGUGAAGACGCUGAAGGGGGAUCCGCAUUAUCUUAAUCCAAUUUUCGGGAUGGGUGCAUCGUGUUUUUGUAGCUGAGAGUAACGAUGAAAAGCGCAAUUGAAAGACCGCAUGUAGGCAGAUCCUCAGCUGUCCUGCCCCUCGUCCGACGGCAGCACGUCCGAAGCACACACGUUCCUUGCAGCAGUCGGUUCACAUCGCUGCAGCCCGUAUCGCAUCGGGAUGUGGGCUUUCCUUACUCAAAUGACUUUGUACUAGAAGAUGGCAGAGUUGUGGACGCUGCGACCGUUGUUCGGCUCCUAAGCCCCUUUGCCCUGGAGGAACGUGUACAGCGGAUCGACAAUGUCAUUGCAAACCGCACGUUCUCCGUCUUGCCCAUUGUCGAAGGGCUGUACGAUAUGGGCAACCUAGCAGCCGUGUGCCGUACUGCAGAUGCGCUGGGCUACGGUGCGGUGCACUGCAUCAACAAGAGAGACAGCAAAUACAAGGCGUCGCAGCGUACUGCGGCGGGCGCAGACAAGUGGCUGGACAUCAAGCUGUGGGACAGCACCUCCGACUGCCUGGCCGCCGUCAAGGCCGCCGGCUACCAGGUCAUCACCACGCACCUCUCCGCCAGCUCCGUCACCAUCCAGCAGGUGGACUGGACCCGCCCCACCGCCUUCGUGCUGGGCAACGAGAAGCACGGCGUGAGCGCGGAGGCGGUGGCGGCCGCGGACGCCUGCGCGGUGAUCCCCAUGGCGGGCAUGGUGGAGUCCUUCAACAUCAGCGUGGCGGCGGCGCUGGUGAUGUACGAGGCGCAGCGGCAGCGGCUGGAGCGGCGGGGCGCGCAUGCGGACCUGUCGGAGGAGCAGCGGGUGGCGCUGAAGGCGGUGAUGCUGACCAAGACGGUGAAGGAGAGCAGCUCGGUGCUGUCGGAGCUGCUGAGCCGCCCGCCGCCCUCCUGGCAGGCGGGGGCCUUCAGGGCGCUCAGCAGGCAGGCGGAGCUGUACGAGGCGGCGCCCCUGGCGGCGCGGCAGGGCGGCAGCAGCAGCAGCAGCGGAGGGGAUGUUGCACGGUUGGAGGCCCACGCAUAGGGGGUCCGCUGGUGCAGGCAUUGCCCACCAUUGGCGGACCGAUGCGCGGUUAGGGAUACCGGUACUGGCCGCAAGUCGUGACACCGUGUCGUUGUUAGUUUGUGAGCUUUACUACGCGACGAGUGCACUGAAUGUGCGCUGAGAGAGGACUCGGAUGCGUGGGGAGCAGCAGCAGUAGCGAAGGGACAUGUGGUGCGCCAGGGCUGACGCACCCCCGGGCGCGUGCACUGCUUGACGCUCCUGUUGUGACUACCGUAAGAAGGUGUCAGAUGGGGACAGUGGGCGAUAGCACUCACAAGCAUGUACCUGUGGCGCAGGAAUAGGGCGUCCGGCAAAUUUGCACGACUUGCGCCUGUUAGUACUUAUGACAGCUUGGGUGGUUGCGACCGACUUCAGACCGAGAGGAGCAGCCGCUGCGUGAGUUGGAAGAGCGUAACACGUCGGUAACAUUUAUACUUGCCGGCUUCGCAAGCUAUGUCUUGUUUGUUUGUUUGUUGCCUGGAGGCGUCUUAUACGACAAACGAUG
This is a messenger RNA of Astrephomene gubernaculifera, 1696 nucleotides long. The record is from the annotation of a GenBank genome assembly. Lineage: Eukaryota; Viridiplantae; Chlorophyta; Chlorophyceae; Chlamydomonadales; Astrephomenaceae.